AUGGAUCAAGAAGACGAGAACCAGGGGUUGUCUGAUGGAGUGGAGUGUGAGCAGGAGUUUGAGGUGAGCUUGUCGGAGAGCGAGGGGCGGGGCCAUUCACCAGAAGGUCAGCCGGUUAUUACUUCUCGGCUGUCAGUUAAGCAUGUUGUGGAGACAGUUGCAAAAUUCGAUGAGUACGAAAGAUGGCUUGUAUCUGAAAUUGGAUUCGGUGGAAUUCUGAAGCUCCCAAUGCAUGCGAAGCUGGAUCUGAAAAUGAGUGCUUGGGUCAUGAGGAAGGUAAAUGCUCGGCGGUGUGUAAUUGAAAUUGACGAAGACAAGAAGAUAGGUUUUACAGCCGAAGAUUUCCACAAGGUGUUUGGUAUACCGUGUGGGAAUCGAGAUGUGUGUGGUAGGGACGCACAGAUUGCGGAUGGGGCAAUCCAUUUCAUCAAGCGGACGAUUGGGAUGGAGGGUUCAGUAGCUGGGAACUUGAAAGUGGCUGAAAGCUUUGUAAACAGAGAUAUAUCUGAAGACUCGAGCAACAUAGAGAGGGAUUGUUUUCAAAUUGCAUUAGUAAUAUUUGUGAUGGGCUAUUUGGUAGCAUCGUGCACAAAGCAUGUUUCGAUGACGAUUGAUUUCUGGGGUGCUUUGGCUAAUCCUGAAUUGAUAUCCCAAUUCAACUGGUGUGAGUAUGCUAUCCAGAAGCUGAUGUCAGCGGUUCUGAAGGUGCAGAGUGAUUUUGAAAGCAAAGCAGGAACGGUUCACUUGUUUGGAUGUCAUGUUUUCUUCCAGAUAUUCUUGCUGGACAACAUUGAGCUUGGGAUGUUCAACAUGCCACACUUUGUAUUGCCCCAUGUGCAGCGGUUUGAGCAGAAAAUACUUGGUCAGAUGAUCAUAAUGGCGUAUGGCAUGAAACAUGGGAAGAUGAGUUAUGUCCCAGCAGGGGUGCGUCCUGCGGACCUAGUAUGCUAUUCGCGGCCAGAGCUGAGGAGUGAAGGAUGCAUUGGAGGUGAUAUGUUGUCAGCUUCAGGAAAACAAUCAAGCUCAGGUGUGCCAAACAGAGUGGAGCAGCGGACUCCUGAUUUGUACGUACGUGGAUCAAUGGCGCCACCAGUCUUGUUGGGUGAUGCUAGGUCGGCGUACCAUUCAUUUGGUCCGAGGGAUUUCGCAAACCAUCUGCGUCAGACGUGCCAGGGUGAUCCGGUUCUCGAAGAGCUGAGUUUGAUGCUGAAGCAACAAAAUGCAAAGUGCACGAUGAGCAUGUCGUUGAUGCGGAGUAGGAUGCAGUCCGACAUGCUAUGUUUUGCUGACAGAAUCGUUUCACUGGUUCAGGAGCGAUGUAGAUGUUGUCAAAAACGUGGCAGGUCAAAGUGCAUCACACUUGAUGGGUCUCUUGAGUCAGAUGAAGGAUCAAGUGGUUUAAGAUUUGUAAGAAAGUAG
Messenger RNA from Triticum dicoccoides, 1419 nucleotides. RefSeq lists its product as uncharacterized. The transcript has 5 exons. The record is from RefSeq and is a predicted model, not a curated record. NCBI's taxonomy places the organism in Eukaryota, Viridiplantae, Streptophyta, Magnoliopsida, Poales, Poaceae. The coding region runs from base 1 to 1419 and encodes 472 amino acids.